CUCCUCAAACAGACUGCCAAAGCAGACUUGUGCUCAUGAUCUGUAAGUUCGAAUUGCAGAACAGAGUCAAGAUCGGCAGUAUGUCUUCUGAAAGCCCAGUUCUACGACGGGUGAGCCCCUCCAUCCACGGCAAUAGGUUCGACACAGCGCACCGCAAGAAAGCCUUGCCGCACAUCUUCGAGAACGUCAGCCAGGACGCCGUGCAGCGGCUCUUCCAGAGAGCCGGGGACCAUCGAGAGGCGGAGAGGGCACACAUAGUGAUGCGUAUCGACCAAGACCCUGAGGAAAUGGCCAAGGCGCUGAUUGCUCUGAAACAGAAAAAGAAAGACAAGUUUCUGCAGAUUCUCGGUCUCGCCAGGUUUCUGCUAAAGUUGUAAUAAGCCAGCAACGUGGCAACCGUGGCAAAGCCUAGAGAUUUGUAGCAUAACUGGCUGCGAGAACCAGCAAUCAGCAAGUUAUCACUCGCAAAUAAUGGGAACUGAAGUAAGCUGUGUGGGCUCCAUCGCCUCUUGAAGCUGAAAAUGACUUUGCAGGUGGUGCGAACAAAAAAAGAGAGAAAACAAAACUGAAACUGUAAAUUGAAGUUUGCGGUCCGAGCUCAAAGCUGUGAGCAUCUUCAGCAAAAGCGAAGAGGUGGCCGCUGUCAUCUGAAACCUGUCAAAAAAGGAACUGUCAGAUGGAGUGAACUGGACUUGAUACUAUAAGACCACGUAAGCCAAAUUCGACACGUGGAAUGUCACUACAGAACUGCAGAGACUCGUGAGUGCAGUCAGCACAAUACGGCAACGGGCCGCCGGCGCUAACAAAGCUCUACUGCUGACAGCAUCGGCCGGCGAAUGACUGAAUACUUCUAAUCGGAACACUAGCCACCGAUUAACACUAUCAUCGAUGCUACCUGAUGAAGAGGGAGCGAGGAAAGGACCUGCUCUGGAGUUAAAGACAAAAGCCGAACUUUCACAUAUGAGAUUUGUUUCUCUCAAAUUGAAAUCCAGACUGUACUUAGAGUUAAUUUACAAUUUAUUUAUUAUGUAUGCAUUUGUUUAAGAAAUGUGUUGAACUCUACACCCCACGGGUGUGUGCGAUUCAUAUUGUUGCUACUGCCUAACAGUGGAAAGAUUCCGAUCUGUGAAAUGCGAACUUGUUGAGAUGGCGCUUUCUGUCGUACCUGUCUGAAUGAACAAUAGCGUCAGAAGCGCGAAGGUGUUCAAAAUUUGUUAAGCAGCUUGAUCGAGAGUGCAUUUGUCGCAUAGUGCGACCAUUUCUGUUUGGCAAUGGUACCUCUGAAUAAAGCAGAAUAUUAUGUUUUGAA
Erpetoichthys calabaricus (reedfish) is the source of this 1309-nucleotide messenger RNA. RefSeq names its product transcriptional and immune response regulator a (gene tcima). The transcript has a single exon. The record is from RefSeq and is a predicted model, not a curated record. Gene Ontology annotation, cellular component: nucleus; cytosol. Gene Ontology annotation, biological process: endothelial cell activation involved in immune response; negative regulation of Notch signaling pathway. Gene Ontology annotation, molecular function: Notch binding. NCBI's taxonomy places the organism in Eukaryota, Metazoa, Chordata, Cladistia, Polypteriformes, Polypteridae. The coding region runs from base 36 to 377 and encodes 113 amino acids.